UUUCAAGGAUCACCCGGUGUUAAAGGAUAUGCUGUAAUAUUUUGGAUACAUCCUGGAGAUUUUUCACAUGGAUCACCGAUAGACAUUGAACCUUUCCAGAUCGUGUUUAAGCAAAAAAUAAUAGUUGUGACGUUUUCAUACCGCUUAAAUAUUUUUGGUUUUUUAUCAACGGCGGAUGGUGAAGCCCAAGGUAACUUCGGAUUAAUGGAUCAGUCUGCUGCGCUUUUUUGGGUGAAAAAAAAUAUCAAUCAUUUUGGCGGAAAUGAAAAUAAAAUUACAAUAAUGGGACACUCCGCCGGUGCGAUUAGUGUCGGAUUGCACUUAAUAUCUGAAGAAUGGUCAAAAGGUGGUUAUUCAGGGGCAAUUAUGAUGUCUGGAAAUCCAAUAACUGACAAAGUCGUGCGCGAUCCGAAAGAUUAUACCGAAUCCUUGGACUCAAUAUCAACACUAUUUGGCUGUAAUAGAAGACCAACGUCAAUGCUUUUAACGUGUUUGAGAAAAGUUGAUGCAAAAACACUGAUUACAAAUCUUCCAGAAGUGGAAUGGGGGCCUGUAAUCGAUUAUGGCCUUAGUAAUACAUCAGCGCACUUCAUUAAAGACUAUCCUCGAAAAAUAUUCAAAGAAGGAAACUUUCAAAAUGUUCCCAUUUUAAUUGGCGCAACUAAUAUGGAGGACAUUUUUAAUUUGGUUGAUGAUAUAACAAAUCCCAAGUUAAAUGGUGAUGACUUUCUUCAUGUUGUUGAUGAAAUAUCUAAACAUGACCUUAAAGCUAAUACUGAAAGUGAUGAAAACUAUUAA
This is a messenger RNA of Bactrocera dorsalis (oriental fruit fly), 798 nucleotides long. RefSeq names its product acylcarnitine hydrolase. The transcript is spliced from 2 exons. The annotation marks the transcript as partial. The record is from RefSeq and is a predicted model, not a curated record. NCBI's taxonomy places the organism in Eukaryota, Metazoa, Arthropoda, Insecta, Diptera, Tephritidae.